Messenger RNA from Suillus bovinus, 423 nucleotides. RefSeq lists its product as uncharacterized. The transcript has 3 exons. The coding region runs from base 59 to 277 and encodes 72 amino acids. Gene Ontology annotation, molecular function: ion channel inhibitor activity. The record is from RefSeq and is a predicted model, not a curated record. Gene Ontology annotation, cellular component: extracellular region. NCBI's taxonomy places the organism in Eukaryota, Fungi, Basidiomycota, Agaricomycetes, Boletales, Suillaceae.
GUCGUCCUCCUAUAGUGUUCCCCGCUUUCAGAAGACUUCAUACUAGCUCUCACAGGAAAUGCGUUUCUCCUUCCUUGCCCUUGUUUGUGCUUUGACAGCAUCUAUGGCUGUCAGUACCCAGGCCGACACAAAUGCCGAGUGUGGUAAACAGGGUAAAUCUUGCAACCCUUCAAAGAAAGACUGCUGCGAGGGCUAUACUUGCGCAACUGACGCCACAUACUCAUAUUGCAAUGCUCACGUAGAACCACCACCACCAGGGGGUGGUGGCCGUGAUUAAGCCGGAAGCCUGAGCAGCACAUCACGACAUGUCGAAUCAAUCAGUACAGUUGAUUUUGGACAAAUUUUGGUACUGCUCGAGCAAUAACACCGCCACAGGACAAACAUUGUGAUGUCUACGCCGUGACUGAAGAAAUCUUGAGCAAU